Ostrinia nubilalis (European corn borer) is the source of this 2254-nucleotide messenger RNA. It is a transcript of the gene mmy, whose product is annotated as UDP-N-acetylhexosamine pyrophosphorylase-like protein 1. The record is from RefSeq and is a predicted model, not a curated record. Gene Ontology annotation, molecular function: UDP-N-acetylglucosamine diphosphorylase activity. Bases 270 to 1733 code for a protein of 487 amino acids. The transcript has a single exon. Lineage: Eukaryota; Metazoa; Arthropoda; Insecta; Lepidoptera; Crambidae. Gene Ontology annotation, biological process: UDP-N-acetylglucosamine biosynthetic process.
UUUUUACUCAUCUUUUUGAAGUUAUAGUAACUAAAUCCUCAAUGUGACUAGAAUUAGAGCCGACGACAAUACGUCACGAUGGCAGUGUCGUGGUCGGGAAUGUAAAAUGUAAAUACAAGAAUGCCGUGAAAAUGUCAAGCGGCGCCGACGUGUUUGCUUCCUUUCAUAAUAUUGUUGUGGAAGGGAGAUCGGCUCGCCCCGCGGCGCGAAGCAUGAACUAGUAGUCGCUUUCUAAUCGCCCGCGCCGCACCUGAUAAAACACUAUCGCGAUGUCGUACGAAAAAUUGAAGGAAACUUUGUCUGCCCACGGUCAAGAGCACCUUAUCAGGUUCUGGCCAGACUUGACCGACUCCGAGCGAGAUGAACUUACCAAGGAGAUCCUGAAACUAGACUUAGCGGAAGUGAACGAAACUUUUCGUCGCGCCAACGAAACCACGAAGAUUAUUUUAGAGAAAACGGACGACGAUUUGAAGCCGAUCCCGCAAACGCACUACGAGUCUGUGCCUGGACUCACUAACGAGAAGAUAGAAGAGUAUGAAAACAUUGGAUUUAGAGAGAUUUCUGAAGGAAGAGUGGGUGUCUUGCUGCUUGCUGGCGGGCAAGCCACCAGACUCGGCUUCGGACACCCUAAAGGCAUGUACAAUGUUGGACUACCCUCUAAGAAAACGCUAUUCCAAAUUCAAGCGGAAAGAAUACUGAGAGUGCAACGUAUGGCUGCUCAAAAAUACGGAAAGGAAGGUAAAAUUACAUGGUACAUCAUGACUUCCGAACACACAAAGGCUCCUACAGCGGAAUUCUUCAGAGACCACGGAUAUUUUGGUUUGAAUGAAGAUAACAUUGUGUUCUUUGAGCAAGGGAGGUUACCGUGCUUUGACUUUGAUGGGAAAGUAUUGUUGGAUGAGAAACACAAGCUUGCAUCAGCUCCAGACGGUAACGGAGGACUGUACAGAGCUUUGAAAACCCAAGGAGUUCUUCAGGACAUCGCUAAAAGGGGAGUCAAACAUCUGCACGCUCAUUCCGUUGAUAAUAUCUUAAUCAAAGUGGCAGACCCUGUGUUCAUUGGCUACUGCCAGAGCAAGAACGCAGACUGCGCUGCAAAGGUUGUGCUGAAGUCUACGCCUAGUGAAGCAGUGGGUGUGGUUUGUCGUGUAAACGGUCACUAUAAGGUUGUGGAAUAUUCUGAGUUGACUGACGAAGCAGCAAACUUAAGGAACCCUGAUGGAAGACUCACUUUCUCCGCUGGUAACAUUUGUAACCACUACUUCUCCUCAGAAUUCUUGUCCAAAAUUUGUGAAUUUGAAGCAAAACUCAAAUUGCAUGUGGCCAAGAAAAAGAUCCCGUUCGUAGACGACAAUGGUGUCCGUCAAAAGCCCUCAGAACCCAACGGAAUUAAGAUGGAAAAGUUUAUUUUCGAUGUGUUCGAGUUCGCUGAGAACUUUAUUUGCUUAGAAGUAGCUAGAGAUGUUGAAUUUUCUGCGUUGAAAAACGCUGAUUCAGCUAAGAAAGACUGCCCGUCGACUGCCAGGGAAGACCUUCUACGUCUCCACAGAAAGUACAUCAGAGAAGCAGGCGGAGAAAUAGCUGAUAAUGUAGAUGUUGAGAUUUCUCCGCUGCUCUCGUACGGUGGAGAGAACCUUGAAGACUUGGUCAGAGGAGAAGUGUUCUCCGUUUCACCAUUCCAUUUGAAGAGUGCUUCGGAACCAGCCACCAACGGACUGAACGGUAACCAUUGAUGAGUGAGUCAGAAUUUUGUGAUAAUCGAUUGUGAAGUUACGGUGCAAUAACAAAUUUUACGAAAUAUUAUUUUAAACAAUCAAAUUGGAUAUUUAAAUUUCUUUCAAAAUCAACAGUUUUUUUUUAUGUUUAUGAACGGUUCAUUAAAUGAUGUGUUUGCAAGUAUUAAUUAUAAUUUAAUGAUUUAUAUAAUUAUAUUUUAAAUCCUAAUUACAUUAUAAACAUUUGUUCAAAUAUUCCAUUUUUGUUGUUGAUAAUUAAAAACAGGCAAUAAUGAUUGCGUAAUUUGUUAAAUACAAUAAAAACAACUUGAAGACAGCUUGCCAAUUUGGAAAUUUUUAAUGUGUUCGUUAAUUAAAAACAGAUCUCAUAGUUCAGGAUAUUGCUUGCUAUUAGAGAAAUUUAAAUAAAAACAUGUCAGGCUUUUUCUAUACAGGGUGUAGUUUUAUAAAUUUGAAUUCCAUAAAAUAUUUAAAUUAAAAAGAAAAACUACUUAGUAUUAACCUAGUGUUAAGUACAG